AAGCCUUAAAGUGACGACAAACGCUGAAGCUAAACAUGUCGGAAAUACUGCAAAUUAACAAUUCGGAUUCAGGCUUUAUUACAGCUAAUGUCUCGAAUUCUCAUAAUGAUACCGUGGCCUUUGAGAUCAAGUUUGCCAAGGACUUAACCAUCUCUCAGCUAAAGAGUAAAUUGGAAAUCUUAACCGGCGGAAAUGCUGGCACCAUGAAAGUAGAGUUGUAUAAGGGAGACAAUUUCGUGACAACGCUAAGCGACAACGAUGCCAAGCUGGGUUUCUAUAUCAAUUGUGAUGGCAUGCGACUGCAUGUUAUUGACAAUUUUGCAAACUUCACAUUUGAUACAGAGACGGUUGAAAAAUUUGAGCUUUCAAAUGAUCAAUACGAGCAACGAUCGGAUUCUGUGCGGAGUUUCUUAAAGCAAAAUCGACUGGGCAAAUACAACGAGGAGGAAAGACAGCAAAUGGAAAUCAAACGGCGUGAGCAGGCUGCAGAAAUACAAAGACGUGCAGAUCUUUGUGUUGUAGGCAGUCGUUGCCAGGUGAGUGUGUCAGGAAAUCCUACACGUCGGGGUACUGUAAUGUACAAUGGGCAACUUGAGGGUAAAAAUGGCAUAUAUAUUGGUGUCCAAUAUGAUGAGCCGUUGGGCAAGAAUAACGGAAGUGUUGACGGCAAAUCCUAUUUUAUCUGUCAACCAAAUUAUGGUGGCUUUGUCUCACCUCUCUCCGUGGAAGUGGGUGAUUUUCCAGCUGAAACCUUUGAUCUUGACGAUGAGCUCUAAUCGAAAACAGAUUUUCUUGAAGAGAUUCCAUUUAAUUUAUGCAUAAUUAAAAUCUUUAAUUUACUCAUAA
Messenger RNA from Drosophila arizonae, 846 nucleotides. It is a transcript of the gene TBCB, whose product is annotated as tubulin-binding cofactor B. Gene Ontology annotation, biological process: post-chaperonin tubulin folding pathway; tubulin complex assembly; cytoplasmic microtubule organization. Lineage: Eukaryota; Metazoa; Arthropoda; Insecta; Diptera; Drosophilidae. The record is from RefSeq and is a predicted model, not a curated record. Gene Ontology annotation, molecular function: alpha-tubulin binding; microtubule plus-end binding. Gene Ontology annotation, cellular component: nucleus; microtubule plus-end; cell cortex.